GUGUGUAUAAUGUGGAUACAAAUGCAGUUAAGUCAGUAUCAUUGAUGGAGGGAGAUUCUGUCGCUCUAAACACUGAUGUUACUGAAAUACAGAGAGAUGAUCAGAUACUGUGGAUGUUUGGACCUCGAGACACUCGUAUAGCUGAAAUCUAUAAGCAGAUCAUUUCUAUAUAUGAUAACAACGAUAAGUUCAGAGAUAGACUCAGCGUGGACAGUCAAACUGGAUCUCUGACCAUUAAAAACAUCCGAACUGAACACACUGGACUUUAUAAACUACAGAUCUUCAGUCACAGAGGAACUUCAUACAAGAGAUUCAAUGUUACUGUCUAUGCCCAUUUGCCCGUUCCAGUCAUCACCAGAAGUACUUUAAAUUGUUCUUCAUCAUCAUCUUCAAACCAGUACUGUUCACUGUUGUGUUCAGAUGUGAAUGUGAGUGAUGUGACUCUCUCCUGGUACAAAGGAAACAGUUUAUUGUCCAGCAUCAGUGUGUCUGAUCUCAGCAUCAGUCUCUCUCUAUCUCUGGAGGUGGAAUAUCAGGAUAAAAACACCUACAGCUGUGUGCUCAACAAUCCCAUCAGAAACCAGACCAAACACAACAUCAACAUCACUCAACUCUGUCACAUGUGUGAAGACUCUGUCCAGUGUUGUGGUUUCACUGAAGCUGUGAUCCGAUUGGUUGUCUCUGCUGUGGUGGGCAUGACUGCUGUUGCUGUGGUGGUUUAUGACAUCAGAUCCUGAGCUAAACAGAAGAGGAGAGCACAAAUAUAUGAGGACUCUAACAAACAGUGUUUCUGAAAAAAGGAAAAAGGC
This is a messenger RNA of Sinocyclocheilus rhinocerous, 809 nucleotides long. RefSeq names its product SLAM family member 9-like. The annotation marks the transcript as partial. The record is from RefSeq and is a predicted model, not a curated record. Lineage: Eukaryota; Metazoa; Chordata; Actinopteri; Cypriniformes; Cyprinidae. The transcript has 3 exons.